UUCAAUCUGGCAACCCCACUCCCACUCGCUCUGUGCUUUGCCGUUGUGUGAGCAGGCGGAUGUCUUUCUAGAGCUUAGUACCAAAACACUGUUUAAACUGGAUUUGUUGUAAAUGGGGGCAAUAUAUACCCUUCGUUUUCAACAAAACUAUCCCGUUAGCUGUUUACAUUUCGACAACUAAAGUUAUUUAGCGUUAUUUUUUUGUGAUUUUUUUCUAGUAACGGCUGUGAAAAAUUAAAAUGGAGUCAGCGGUUAGCCGCUAUCAAGUGUUGCACAAUGAGGAUGACCCCUCUGAAACAAACCUUGCCGAAGAGCCUUCCACUUCCUCCCAGGCUGCCGCAGCUAACAACCCUGUCGCCAUGGCAUCAGAUAGCGAGGUUCCGCCCCCCUCUUACGCCAGCUUGGCGUUAGGAGCUACAGCCACUCCGGAGCAUGUGUUUCAAGGGGAUUUUCCUGUUCCACCCCCCUACAGCGUGGCCACAUCACUCCCCACCUACGAUGAAGUCGAGAAAGCCAAAGCAGCUGAACUUGCAGCCUCGACCGGCGACAGCAUACCACGAGAUGAGGAUUUUCCUCCACGAGAUGAUUUCAGUGAUGUUGAUCAGCUGCGUGUCGGAAACGAUGGCAUCUUUAUGCUGGCCUUUUUCAUGGCCUUCCUGUUUAACUGGAUUGGUUUCUGCUUGUCCUUCUGUCUCACUAACACCAUUGCCGGCCGUUACGGAGCAAUUUGUGGAUUCGGCCUGUCACUCAUCAAGUGGAUCCUCAUCGUCAGGUUUUCUGAUUAUUUCACCGGGUACGUUAACGGACAGUACUGGCUCUGGUGGAUAUUUCUGGUUCUGGGUCUCCUGCUGUUCUUUAAAGGUUUUGUGAACUACCUGAAAGUGAGGAACAUGUCUGAGGCAAUCGCCAGCACACAGAGAGCUCGCUUCUUCUUCCUCUAUUAAAAGAUCACUUCCCUGAACAUUCCUCCUGCUGAUAUGUAACUUGUUGAACAAGAACAGGAAGUGGAUGCAGUGUGAAAGGACAUGGAGAAAAGGAGCGAGAGAGAGGACAAUAAGGAGCUCUGCAAAACCCUGCCCCCUUAUUAAAGCCACUCGAGCUUCAUCAAAUCCUAAUUUCAUCCCUAAUACCGAUGUUGUUUGCCAAAAUUCCAUGUAGUUUAAUAAUGAAGUUUGCUAGUUUGGGAAAAUAUUUACUGUUGAAUGACGAUCUACAAACUGCACGCAGACAAAUAAAAAAAAAAAAUGAACAAAAACCCUCAAAAAUAUGCAGCCAAGAUGUCCUAUGCAAUUUUCUUAAUUUAAAUGUGAACAGUGAUUUGUUGAUCAUUAGCACUUUUUGAAUUAAGGACCUUGGCAAAUUUUACUGCAGUAUUAACAUGUGCUUGAUAAUUUAAUUGUUUAAGUAAUGAUAAGGUCAAACUUCAUGCUGAUGUACGAUAUUUUUUGCACAUUUUCUGAGAAGUUUCUAAUGCUGUUGUUUGCUUAAUUGUAUUGAAGAGCUUGUGGGAAUUUUAUUUAACUGUGUUGUGGUUAGUUACAUGAAACAGCCAAUCAAAUGGAAAGGAUUUGAGAAGUUUUUGAAAAUGUUCAGUUCCGCUUCCUGUCCAUUUCAUUGGUUUAAUCAUAACCCUGUCUACUUUAAGGAGGUUUGCGUUUAGCUAAUUAAUAUUCUCAUGUUUCAUUAUAGAUUAGCGUCGUUAAGAUAAGGCUGGAAGUGCGAAUCUCAAAUAUUCCUUUUUUUGCACUUUCUUGAUAUUAGAUUUUUUAUUGAUUAAAUAUUAAUGUGUAAAUUUCCUCAAACUGUGAACAGGGAUUAGAUUAGUGUAGGAAAUGUAAACCGCUUAAAUGCGGCAACUGUUCAAUCAGCAAUAGCGGAUGAUUAAUAGCAUAGCUCAGUGCAUGGUUAUAACACGCAGCUGCGCCAUUUUAAACUGAAUAAUGAAAUAAAACCUAUCAAAAUGCUUACAA
Pangasianodon hypophthalmus (striped catfish) is the source of this 1970-nucleotide messenger RNA. It is a transcript of the gene ndfip2, whose product is annotated as Nedd4 family interacting protein 2. Gene Ontology annotation, cellular component: perinuclear region of cytoplasm; endoplasmic reticulum; Golgi apparatus. Gene Ontology annotation, molecular function: WW domain binding. The coding region runs from base 240 to 944 and encodes 234 amino acids. The record is from RefSeq and is a predicted model, not a curated record. Gene Ontology annotation, biological process: vacuolar transport; ubiquitin-dependent protein catabolic process; positive regulation of protein ubiquitination. Lineage: Eukaryota; Metazoa; Chordata; Actinopteri; Siluriformes; Pangasiidae. The transcript is spliced from 8 exons.